Molecule: messenger RNA, 2124 nt
Organism: Selaginella moellendorffii
Lineage: Eukaryota; Viridiplantae; Streptophyta; Lycopodiopsida; Selaginellales; Selaginellaceae
Product: putative glucuronosyltransferase PGSIP8
Exons: 4
Coding region: 217-1773 (518 amino acids)
Molecular function (GO): glycosyltransferase activity
Source: RefSeq, a predicted model, not a curated record
GGGAUAAGACCUCGGGAUCCACGAUGGGUUUGAGAGGGAUCGCGAGAGAGUGCGCGUUCUCCAGGGCUAGGCUAGGCUAGGGAUCGAUCGAUGCGCGAGUAAGGCGGCGAAAUCUGGGAGCGCGUCAAUCGGCGUGGCGGAGCUGCAUUGUGAUCCUUGGCAGAGCGGCUGCGGCGCUGGGUAUUUAGGGGAUUUGGCGCUCGAUCCGGCCAGAGCAUGGCCGGGAGCUGGGGCAGCGGCGCCUAUCUUUUCGCAAUGCAGAUCCUCGUCGCCAUUCUCGCCAUGUCGGUCGCUCUUUCCGCCGCGGACGCUGGCGCUGCUCCUCGGCACAGCAACGCGUACGCGACGAUGAUGUACAUGGGGACGCCCCGGGAUUACGAGUUCUUCGUGGCGAUCAGGGUCAUGAUGCAGUCCCUGGCGCGGCACAAGGCCGAUGCCGAUCUGAUCGUCAUCGCCUCGACGACUGUGCCGCCGCGCUGGAUUCGCACGCUGAACAAAGAGGGCGUCAAGGUUGUCUCGGUCACCGAUAUCCCAAAUCCAUACAAGGGGAUGGAUGGAUUCAACGAUCGAUUCAUGUUCACGCUCAACAAAAUCUACGCGUGGUCUCUCACAGACUACGAGAGAGUGGUGAUGCUCGACGCCGAUAACAUGUUUUUGCACAACACGGACGAGCUCUUCCAGUGCGGGGAGUUUUGCGCGUGCUUCAUCAAUCCCUGCUACUUCCACACGGGCCUUUUCGUUCUCAAGCCUUCCAACGAGACGUUCCAGGACAUGCUCGAGGUCAUAAAGGAGGGAAGAGAGAACAACGAUGGCGCCGAUCAGGGGCUUUUGACAGCCUACUUCAGUGAUCUUUUGGAAAGGCCACUGUUCACCCCUCCCCGAAAUGGAUCGAAAUUGGACGGCUUGUAUCGUCUUCCUCUCGGAUACCAAAUGGACGCUUCAUAUUACUGUAAGUCCGGCUGUGGUGGUGGUUUUUUUUUCUUCUCUAGUUUUUUUGUUUGGUGCGCUCGCUGGCGUGCUGGAUCUUUCAUGUACUUAUCCUUUACGUUACCAGAUUUGCGUCUCAAGUGGAAUGUCCCAUGCGGGCCAAACAGCGUAAUCACAUUUCCAAGCAUUCCACUACUCAAGCCAUGGUAUUGGUGGGCCUGGCCGGUCCUUCCUCUUGGACUAUCGUGGCAUGAGCAGCGAAGAAAAUCCAUCGGAUAUGGUACCGAGAUUCCGAUCCUGGCAGCGGAAUCCAUUUUCUACCUCAUAACCAUGACUGUCUCGUUAGUCAUACGCCGCAGAUUUUCGUCCUCCGAGAAAGUCCCCCUCAAAUCGUGCCUAGGUAGGUGUCCUUGUCCCGAUCUAACACAAUUCUUUUAUCGCCUAGUUGCCAAGCUGUCCCCGGUUGUCGCCAUUGUUAUGUGCUUCGUCCUUCCCUUCUUUGUCAUCCCGACUACAGUUCAUCCUGUGAUGGGCUGGAGUGUCCUGCUUCUCGGUUCUCUUUCCUACUUGGUCAUCACUGCAAACGUCUUCCAGUUGCCAGUCUUUCCCACCAUGACUCCCUGGGUCGGUAUCGCUGGUGUCCUCGUCGUCAUGGCCUUGCCGGUCUACGUGAAUGGGAUUGUGAGAAGCCUCGCCAUUGGAACUUAUGCGUUCCUUGCGGCGCCCUUCUUGUGGUGGGCUUUGAGAGUCGUGGCUAGCAGGGAGGUGGGGUUUGCGAGAGAGGCACUCAUGGCCUAUGGGAGGCAAGAGCCGCAGCAGUCAGCCGAGAUGAUGAAGCUUUGUUGAUUGAUGGAGUGAAGAAAACCCGGCGGCACGACGAUGAGAGCGACAAGAACUGCUGCUGCUACUAGUACUACUACUUCUGCGACGAUCAGAAUUAUAUCCAGGUUCGGAGGGAGGUGUGUUUUUGUCGUAGCGGCAUUUUUCUUUUACUGAUUUUCUCUCUAACCAUUUUGACACGGCUAACUACAAAGUGAAGGGAGGAGAUAGAAAGAGAGAGAGAGAGGGGAGAGCUCCCAGCACUGUACGUGUGCUCGCUGGUGAGAUUUGCUCCUUAAAGAGCCUGCUUGCCUUUGCAGGGGAAUGUUUCAGGCACUUAUGGUCCGAUAGCGAAAAGAAAAAGCUUUAAUUUUGUUC